This is a messenger RNA of Suricata suricatta (meerkat), 2970 nucleotides long. RefSeq names its product golgi reassembly stacking protein 1 (gene GORASP1). Gene Ontology annotation, cellular component: Golgi apparatus. Gene Ontology annotation, biological process: Golgi organization. The record is from RefSeq and is a predicted model, not a curated record. Gene Ontology annotation, molecular function: protein binding. The transcript is spliced from 10 exons. The coding region runs from base 794 to 2032 and encodes 412 amino acids. Lineage: Eukaryota; Metazoa; Chordata; Mammalia; Carnivora; Herpestidae.
CUGAGGAACUGUCCUGUGGCUUUCACAGGACACCUCGUGGCAGCGCUGCUGUGAGGGGGUGGCGGCAGGGCUCACAGUGCACCGGCUGCGGGCCAGCUGGGACUGGAGUUGGGUCUCCGAGCUCACUGUCACGGGAAGCUGUGGCAGCCUGGGGAGGGGGUGACACAGCCAGAAGGGGCUCCUGAUUCCAAGGGCCCAGGGUGAGCCCUCCUUCAGCGGGGCAGCCACGGCUCUGGGGCUGGUGGGUGGCAGGCCACAGGGCCUCUCCAUUGUGGGGGCCACCGGAGCCAGUGCCCUCCGGGCUCAUGCCUGACCGGCAGGACAUCAGGUGCCCACAGCCCAAGGCCUGAGGCUGUGGGCGUGGAGCGCACGCAGGGUCCAGCCCUGGGCAUAGAGGCCACAUUGUUUGAGCGCCGCUGUAAAUGGGGCCUUUGAGAUUUCUGCCCCAGCUGGGAGGCCUGCUGGCUGGGCUUUUGGAGACAGCAGGGGGCUCCCCCUGCCUAGCGGUGGCUCCUGGAGGAGCUGUUCUUCAAGUAGUGGGGACUAGACCAGGAGGCUGGGACUUCACCCCACCCGCCGGGCACCCCACUCUGGCUCAUCCCUGGGGCCAGUCGCUGGGUCCACUUUCCUCCCCCACACUCCUCAGCAGCUCCCACGCCUGCCCAGCUGAUCUUGGAUCUGUCACCACAGGGUCUGGGGCCCUCGGGGACCUGGCCACAGGCUGCCUUCCCCCCCUGUCUGUCCAAGCACAGCCCUGGUUCCAUCUGUCUUGGGGCCCUCCCUUCCUGCCCACAUGGAAACCUUUACGGUGCAGGAGAACUCGCCAGCCCAGCAGGCCGGCCUGGAGCCCUACUUUGACUUCAUCAUCACCAUCGGGCACUCGAGGCUGAACAAGGAGAACGACACGUUGAAGGCCCUGCUGAAGGCCAACGUGGAGAAGCCCGUGAAGUUGGAGGUGUUCAACAUGAAGACCAUGAAGGUGCGGGAGGUGGAGGUGGUGCCCAGCAACAUGUGGGGCGGCCAGGGCCUGCUGGGCGCCAGCGUGCGCUUCUGCAGCUUCCGCAGGGCCAGCGAGCACGUGUGGCACGUGCUGGAAGUGGAGCCCUCUUCCCCUGCCUCCCUCGCCGGCCUGUGCCCCUACACAGACUACGUGGUUGGCUCAGACCAGAUCCUGCAGGAGUCCGAGGACUUCUUUACCCUCAUCGAGUCCCACGAGGGGAAGCCCCUGAAGCUGCUGGUGUACAACUGGGAGUGGGACUCCUGCCGGGAGGUGACUGUGACGCCCAACGCGGCCUGGGGCGGAGAGGGCAGCCUGGGGUGUGGCAUCGGCUACGGGUAUCUGCACCGGAUCCCAACGCAGCCCUCCAGCCAGCACAGGAAGCCCGCUGGUGCCCCGCCGGCUGGCCCCACGCCCCCCGGCUCUCCCGCCCCGCCUGGCCCAGAGCCAGGCCCCAGGCACGGUGACUACACGGAGGCCCUGCUGCAGGCACCGGGGUCCGCCUUGGAGGAGCAGCUUUCCGAGCCCGGGAGUCCCAGCUGGGCCGCUCCAGACGGCGGGGGACUCGGACGUCCCACAGAGGCACCUCUUCAGCCCCCGCCUCCAGUGCGGCGCGUCAUGGACCCAGGCUUCCUGGACAUGUCCGGCAUCUCCCUCUUGGACAGCAGCAAGGCCAGCGUGUGGCCUGGCCCGCCCUCCUCCACGGAGCUGACCUCCGCAGCGGUGGCAGCCUCGGGGCCCGAGGACGUGUGCUCCAGCAGCAGCUCUCACGAGCGCGGCGGUGAGGCCACGUGGUCUGGGUCAGAGUUUGAGGUCUCCUUCCCGGACAGCCCAGGCCCCCAGGCCCAGCCGGACCUCCUGCCUCAGCUGACCCUGCCCGACAGCCUCACGUCUGCGGCCUCGCCGGAAGACGGGCUCUCGGCCGAGCUGCUUGAAGCACAGGCUGAGGACGAGCCCGCGAGCACGGAGAGCCCGGAUCCGGGGGCAGAGGCCGACGGGGCGGCCGGCCAGGCCCAGCUCUCCACCCCGGAGUGACGGCCCAGGCUGUGGCAAGGCCCAGUGGCGUUUGAGGAGGCCCUUCCACAGAGACUCCCUUGACGUCGGUCACGCCGUCUCUUCUGCCCCAGGGACUGCGCCCCGCUGACCCGCUGUCAGCCCCCAGACUUCCAUGACCGUCGUCUACACAGACCAGGCGUUUGUCAGCCCCAGCGGUGAAUCACCGUCCUGAGCAGACUCUGAAAGCUGGUCCUGAGUGGACAUGGCUCCCACCCGAGGGGCACAGGGGGCCUGGACCGCUGUGUGGCGGGGUGGGGGUGCCGCCGGGCUCUUCCUCACCGCACGGCUGGGUCCGUCGCCUCCACCUCCACGUGCCCUGGGCACUCUCCCCGUGCUCCGGUCCCCAGCGGCCCGUCCCCCAUAGGUCCUUUCCCGAUCUGCCUCCCACCCUCCCUGCCCGCUUGCUGUCGCCUCCAGAGCUGCCUGCAGCCUUGUCUUCUAGCUGCCACCCAGGGGAGGGUCCCUAUGCCGCUUGAUCUGUAGCGUCUGCACUUCCCAGGGUGCCCAGAAUUCAGUUAGGCCCGCGGGACGGGGUGCUCGGGGCGCACGACCAGGUGUGUGGAGGGAGGCCCCCUGGAGAGCGGAGCGUCAAACUGCCAGCGCCCGGGGUCGGACGCCCGCGGGAAUCCGGGGAGGAGAGCCGUCGCCACAGGGCCGUCCUGACACCAGCCUCCCGGCUGUGGUGGCGGGCAGUGCCCUUUACCUUGGAGCCGGGCUCUCCCCUCCCUCGUCCACAUGCCCCUCCCGAGACAGGGCCGUAAAAGGGGCAUUGAUGCCAGCUGUCGCCAGGAUCAGCACGGAGCCAGAAGAUUCUGUCACCUGCUAUGAAGGAAAGUGACAAGUGAAAGAAAGAAAUGUGUACUCAUUUUGGUGACAAGUGAAAGAAAUAAAUGUGUACUCGCUUUGAAACAUUUUAA